This is a messenger RNA of Penicillium maclennaniae, 486 nucleotides long. RefSeq lists its product as uncharacterized. The coding region runs from base 1 to 486 and encodes 161 amino acids. NCBI's taxonomy places the organism in Eukaryota, Fungi, Ascomycota, Eurotiomycetes, Eurotiales, Aspergillaceae. The transcript has a single exon. The record is from RefSeq and is a predicted model, not a curated record.
AUGUCCUUCCUCGCCGGGCUAUGUGGGUGCUUCACCCGCAACGAAGCAUCCCCGCGUUCCAACCCGGAUAUGCAAACCACCGACUCACAAGCUUUGACACGCCACGGUGUUCAAACAGGAAGCUUCAUACUUUCUAACGAGGGCAACUUUGUUCGAUCUGCCGGUCCUGGCGGACGAGGUGGGCACGGAAACGGGCCCAGUGACUCAGAGAAUGGGGGUUAUGCCAGCGUGGUCCCACUUCCACAAUAUACACCACGGCCGAUGAGCAUUAAUGAGAAGACUCUAGAAACCAACAUGCGUGAUCCGCCGAUGUCCUCCGGCAUGCUCGGGUACGGCCAUGACGAGAAGAGCCGCAACCUUUACGACGAAGAGGUCGCCUCCGACGCCUCAUCGGCCAUCUCAUAUCCUAGCAGCUAUGGCAAUACUUCCACUGCAACGCGUGAGACCCCUCCACCGCCCUAUCCCCCCGACAGUCGGCUGUGUUGA